Budorcas taxicolor (takin) is the source of this 5124-nucleotide messenger RNA. RefSeq names its product SPHK1 interactor, AKAP domain containing (gene SPHKAP). The transcript is spliced from 11 exons. NCBI's taxonomy places the organism in Eukaryota, Metazoa, Chordata, Mammalia, Artiodactyla, Bovidae. Gene Ontology annotation, molecular function: protein kinase A binding. The coding region runs from base 1 to 5124 and encodes 1707 amino acids. Gene Ontology annotation, cellular component: cytoplasm. The record is from RefSeq and is a predicted model, not a curated record.
AUGUUCUCUUUUGUGUUUUGGGGAACAAACAGCAGCUUGGAGUCACCCCUGAUGUACCAGGUUCCGGAAACGCAGCAGGGCAGCGCCAGCGCCAGCUCGGGAAGUAGCCUGGGCGGCUCCAUCACUGCGUGUAAGAAGGUUCUCCGCAGUAAUAGCCUGCUGGAGUCUACAGACUACUGGCUGCAGAAUCAGAGAACACCCUGCCAGAUUGGUUUUGUGGAAGACAAGUCUGAAAACUGCGCUUCUGUCUGCUUUGUGAACCUGGAUGUGAACAAGGAUGCAUGCAGCACGGAGCGCCUGCAGCAGAAGUUGGUCAGUGUUUCACCAGAUCUUCCAAAACUUAUAAGCUCCAUGAAUGUCCAACAGCCAAAAGAAAAUGAAAUUGUCCUCCUAAGUGGGUUAACAUCUGGAAACCUACAAGCAGAUUUUGAAGUUUCACAGUGUCCUUGGAUGUCAGAUGUCUGCUUGGUCCAGUGUGCAAGAGGGAACAGACCAAACAGUACCAACUGCAUCAUCUUUGAAAUCAACAAAUUUUUGAUUGGUCUGGAACUGGUACAGGAGCGGCAGCUCCACCUUGAGACAAACAUCUUGAAAGUGGAGGAUGACACGAACUGUUCCUUGUCUUCAAUUGAAGAAGACUUUCUCACUGCAUCCGAGCACUUGGAGGAGGAAAGUGAAGUGGAAGAGUAUAGGAACGGUUAUGAAAAUAUAAAUGUCUCAACCAGUAUCUUGGAAAAUAAAAAGCAAAAGGAAACCACUAAGGAGGAAUGGAAUUACAGCAAGGAAAAAUUACUUUAUACAUUGGAAGACAAGUAUGUUAGCAAAUAUCAUACACCACUGGUUAAAACAGAAGGAUUGCUGGGAAGAGUGGCAGAAUACACAAGUCUGCAGAGUCUAGAUCCUUCCGCCGAGAUAUCAAAGUGGAAAGGUGAAGCUGUGGGGAAUGAGCAGUCAACCACAAAGGAUUAUCAUUCAGAAAAGUGUAAAAGUCAAGAGGAAAAACCACAGGCACUAUGUAUUCCAGGCAAUGCUUAUUUCUCAAGGAUGGUUAAGAGGGACGGACCUUCUGCAUCUGGGACUUUCUCUGAGCAUGACAGCAGUUUAGACCCAGGAGACCGUGAAGGCCACACAAGCUCUCUUCUUCCCUUACAGGAUGGAGAAGCCACCACAGGCGAGUAUGCCACGAAUUUAGCGGAAUCAGUGCUGCAAGCUGCAUUUAUUCGACUCUCUAAGUCUCAGCCUGCCCUCCCCCAGGAAUCUGCAGUCAGUGUGUCUGUAGGAAGUCCUCUGCUCCCCAGUAGCUCUUCCACAGAAGAUAUCGUGGUACCUCAGUCAUGGAACGAGCUCCCCAAAAUCGUCAUUGUCCAGAGUCCAGAAGGCAGUGAUGCUGGCCCUGAGCCAGGCAUCCCCUCGUGGCCCGAGACAGAAGUCUCCAGUGAAACUUCAGGCGUCCCUUCUGGAGAGAACUCCAGCAGACACCCCCAGAGUGCUCUAGAAGUAGCAUUAGCUUGUGCAGCCACUGUUAUUGGAACCAUUUCCAGUCCCCAAGCCACAGAAAGAUUCAAAAUGGAGCAAGAAUCCCUGGUUUCACACCAUCCACCGGGAGGUGAUGAGCCAGUGCACACUCAGGCCUCUCAAGUACUCAAGGAUCCCUCCCUCAGUGAAUACUCAUUUCCGUCUGCUUUGUGCGGCAUGACUCAGGUGGCCAGUGCUGUUGCUGUCUGUGGCCUGGGGGAAACGGGAGAGGUGAAGUGCCCAGUGGCUUCCGGUGGCUUCCUGUCUGCAGUGGAGGCCCCUGCAGCCAUCCCCUCACUUUGUGGUUUGGUGACAGAGAAGAGCAUGGAGCUGGGGAAUGAAGCCAUGGCAGAGGCCUUGCUCAAGGAGGUUGCCUUGGUCUUAACAAGACCUAAUGCCUACAGCAGCAUCGGAGACCUCAUGGAGUCAGUGAAUAGGAGGAUCGUAGAAGCUGUUUCAAAGCCUCAGACCUUGUGCUCAGAAAAUGCCCUUGGGAAUGAACUGGCACAGACCCUGUCUAAUGUUAUCCUGAAGCAUUCCAUUGAUGAAAUUCACCAGAAAAAUAAAAUAAUAGAGCCCAAUGAUGACAGGGACUCAUCUGAAACCUUGGAAUCCUUAAUGGAAAGUGUAAAUCAGCUGCUCUUCAAUGUGAUACGCUUCACAUUCAAGAAGAUAAGCCACCUUGCACAGCUUGGGGGAUGUCCCCCUGUCCUUUCUAAAGAGACCAUCAAAUGGAGGGAAACCGAACCAGACUUCCAGCCAACUGAUCAAGCCAUUUGUCCAGCAUGGACAAAAGCCGCUGAAUACUCCAGUUGCCAUCCACUUAGCAACCUGCAUAUCAGCAGUCCUGUUAUCAAUGAUCUCAUAGAUGCUGGACAUCUGAAGGAAGAUAGCAAGGGUUCAGCACAGUUAGGUCUUUCCCAGAUCCCCACACAGCAAUCUGAAUUAUCCUGCAGUACCACCAUGUCUGCUAAAACACCCCCAGAGGAAAUAUAUCUGAAAGGAUCGGUGGUGGAGGAUAUGAAAAACCCUCCUCCACCACUCAGUGAUAAUGAGAAUGAAUGCAGAGCCCCUCCAGAGGAAGAAAUGACACCAACAGUUGGCAAGUACAGCACCAGUUCUCAGGACACCGAGGACAGCAUCAUUGCAAAUGCUCAAGAAAAGCACAACGGCGCCUUGCCUCUAAACAAUGAAGUUCAAGUUUGCCCGUCUUUGUUGGGGGAUGAUUUGCUGCUUCCUGCUCAAUCCACGCUACCAGAAAAAGACCCAGACAUAUACUGCAUUGCAGACUUCGCAGAAGAAUUAGCAGAGACGAUCGUCUCCAUGGCAACGGAAAUCGCAGCGAUUUGCCUUGACAACUCCAAUGGAAAACAACCCUGGUUCUGUGCAUGGAAAAGAGGGAAUGAGUUUCUGGUUACCCCCAACAUCUCCUGCCGAUCCUUGAAGAGGAAGAAAGAGAGCCAGGCCAGCGGGGCCACUGUGAGGAAACACAAGCCCCCGCGACUCGGCGAGAUCAAGAGGAAAACCGAUGAGCACCCGGAACUGAAAGAGAAGCUGAUGAAUAGGGUGGUGGACGAGUCCAUGAACCUCGAGGACAUCCCAGACUCUGUCAGUAUUUUUGCAAACGAAGUGGCAGCCAAGAUCAUGAACCUCACAGAGUUCUCUUUGGUGGACGGUGUCUGGCAAGCCCAGGGCUACCCCCGGAGUCGGUUACUGGGUGGGGACAGGUGGAACCGCCUGAAGGCCUCCAGCUGCGAGAGCAUUCCAGAGGAGGACUCUAACACCCGGGCCUAUGUGAACAGCCUGGGUUUAAUGAGUACCCUGAGUCAGCCAGUUAGCCGGGCCAGCUCCGUCUCCAAGCAGUCGAGCUGCGAGAGCAUCACCGAUGAGUUUUCCAGGUUCAUGGUGAACCAGAUGGAAAAUGAAGGAAGAGGCUUCGAGUUACUGCUGGAUUACUACGCAGGCAAGAAUGCCAGCAGCAUCCUGAACUCAGCUGUGCAACAGGCCUGCCGGAAAAAUGACCACCUGAGUGUGAAGCCAAGCUGUCCCUCGAAGCAGUCCAGCACCGAGAGCAUCACCGAGGAGUUCUACAGGUACAUGCUGAGGGACAUUGAACGAGAGGGCAAAGACGGCCCCUCCUCCAGGCGAGGCAGCCAGGACUGGACCACUGACUUGCUCUCGCCUUCUCUGCGGUCCCCCUUGUACUACAGACAGUCGUCUGUGCCCGACGGCAGAUUCCCGGGCGCCAGGCUCACGGUGAACGUGCCCAUCAAAGCCAACUCCAUAGACGGCUUUUCUCAACACAGCCAGCAAGACUUCCUCAGCGUCCAGCCAGUUGGCGGCGCUUCCUCCUCGGGUCUCUGCAAAUCUGACUCUUGCCUGUAUCGCAGAGGCGGGGCUGACCACAUCACAAACAUGUUAAUUCACGAGACGUGGGCAAACUCAAUCGAGGCUCUCAUGCGGAAGAACAAAAUUAUAGUGGACGAUGCCGGCGCGGCUGACGCUGAACCCGCUUCAGGGGGCCCCUCCUUGCAAGUGGAAAAGUGUGCAGGCAGGUUAGAUUCGGGCAGGGUGCAAAGUGGGCCAGCUCUGCUUGCGCAGGAGUCCGUGGAUUAUCCGAGGAAAAACUCAAUCACAGAAAGCAGCCAUCUCCCAGGGUCGUCCCCAAACAAAGCUGCUCCUCUUACAAGUCACAGCAGUUUAGAUUUUAAAAAGGAAGCUCCCUCAUGCCACCAUGCGGUCCCUCUAAGCCACACCCGGCGAUCACUUUGCUCAAGGGAAGUCCCUUUAAUCCAGAUCGAAACAGAUCAGAGAGAAGAAUGUGUGGGAGAACCUGAACACGUUAUUUCCGAAUGCAGCCCGCUAGAGGAAAAAGAAAGGUGUUUGGAAGAAGAAAAGGUCCCAGAGGCAGGGAAGGGUGAAGACGCUGCCCUGAGUGCCUGCCAGAACCCCAGCGAAACCCUUGAUGUCAGAGAUGUCCUGGAGGCUGAAGUCUCAAAAGAAGGCAGAGCCCUGGAUGAGUUCUCCAGUCCUCCCGGCAGCAGUGGGGAGAGCAUGGACAGUUGGUCCCAGCUCGCCAAUGAGGAGGACAACCCAGACGACACAAGCAGCUUCCUGCAGCUCAGUGAGCGAUCCAUGAGCAAUGGCAACAGUAGUGCCACUAGCAGUCUUGGCAUUAUGGACCUGGACAUUUAUCAGGAAAGCAUGCCAUCUUCUCCCAUGAUUAAUGAAUUGGUAGAAGAAAAGGAGAUUCUUACAGGACAGGCAGAAACCAUGGAGGAACAUGCCUCUGGAAUGCCAGUGGGAACAGCCAGCCACCAGGGGAGCCUGCUGGUGAUCAACUUUGACCUGGAGCCAGAGUGUCCUGACACUGAGCUGCGAGCCACUCUGCAGUGGAUAGCUGCGUCUGAACUCGGUAUCCCCACCAUCUACUUUAAGAAAUCUCAAGAAAACAGAAUCGAAAAGUUUCUAGAUGUCGUGCGGCUGGUCCAUCAGAAGUCCUGGAAGGUGGGGGAUAUCUUCCAUGCAGUGGUUCAAUACUGCAAGAUACACGAGGAGCGGAGGGAUGGGACCCCAAGUCUCUUUGACUGGCUCUUGGAACUGGGAUAA